AUGGCAAGCGUGAAAAACAAUCCCAGCAGCUGGCCUGGAGAUCUAAGUGAACCUAAGAGAAUUCACACUGGAGAGAAGUCCUGUGAAUAUAGUGAGUAUAGGAAGACCUUUAGUUGGUGUGGAGAUGGAGACUUUAUUAAGCAUAAGAGAAUUCAAACUGGAGAGAACCCCUUUGAAUGUAAUGAAUGUGGGAAAUCUUUUAAGUGGCGUGGAGACCUUAAUAAACAUAGGAGGAUUCAUACUGGGGAGAAACCCUUUGAAUGUAAUGAAUGUGGGAAAUCCUUUAAACAGCCUGGACACCUUUCUGGACAUAAGAGACUUCACACUGAAAAGAAACCCUUUGAAUGUAAUGAAUGUGGGAAAUCCUUUAGGUGCUCUGGAUGCCUUAGUAAACAUAAGAGAAUUCGUAAUAGUGAGAAACCUUUUGAAUGUAGUGAAUGUGGGAAAUCCUUUCAACAGAAUAGUUGUCUUAUUGUACAUAAGAAAAUUCAUACUGGAGGAAAACCCUUUGAAUGUAGUGAGUAUGGGAAAUCCUUUAGAAGAUUUCAUACUGGAGUAAAACCUUUUGAAUGUAGUGAAUGUGGGAAAUCCUUUCAACAGAAUAGUUGUCUUACUGUACAUAAAAGACUUCAUACUGGAGUAAAACCCUUUGAAUGUACUGAAUGUGGAAAAUCCUUUUGGUGGCGUGGAGGUCUUACUAAACACGUGAGAACUCAUAAUGGUGAGAAACCUUUUAAAUGUAAGGAUUGUGGGAAAUACUUUCAACAGAAUGGUCAUCUCACUCUACACAAGAGAAUUCAUACUGGGAAGAAGCCCUUGUAA
Molecule: messenger RNA, 822 nt
Organism: Phascolarctos cinereus (koala)
Lineage: Eukaryota; Metazoa; Chordata; Mammalia; Diprotodontia; Phascolarctidae
Source: RefSeq, a predicted model, not a curated record